Messenger RNA from Pomacea canaliculata, 4626 nucleotides. Its product is annotated as calcitonin gene-related peptide type 1 receptor-like. Gene Ontology annotation, cellular component: plasma membrane. Lineage: Eukaryota; Metazoa; Mollusca; Gastropoda; Architaenioglossa; Ampullariidae. Gene Ontology annotation, molecular function: G protein-coupled peptide receptor activity. Gene Ontology annotation, biological process: cell surface receptor signaling pathway; adenylate cyclase-modulating G protein-coupled receptor signaling pathway. The coding region runs from base 885 to 2624 and encodes 579 amino acids. The record is from RefSeq and is a predicted model, not a curated record. The transcript is spliced from 14 exons.
UAUCAAAAUAAGCAGGGAAAUUAGCUGUACUGAUGGAUAAUUGUUAGACUCUCACGUGGGAGACAGGAAGGAAGGAAAGUAAAGAGAUCGGACAAGGUGAGCCCUCGAAAGGCGAACCCCUCGGACUCGGAAGGUCUGGCGACAUCAGAUCAGCUCCCCUGCAGCUCCCUGACGCGCCACAGAAUCUGACGCUGCAUCCGCAUUUCCUCCUGCAGCCCACCUUCUCCUGCAGCCUCGCACGCAGACGACUGCGACGCUUCCGACCGCGGCGUAGGGGCGACCACGUGACGUGUUAAGUAACGGCCGCGCCUCACGCCAGCCUUCCCGCCAUGCAACGGCCUCAGGUAUGCCCGCGCAUGCGCAAUCACGCAGGCACGCACACGCGCACGCACAGACGCACAAAACCAUCACCGCUACAAAUGAAUUAGAAGUCGUUGCUGCAGCUUCUGCUGUUACUGUCGCGGAAACGGCCAAGCGAAGACAACUCUCGUAAUGGCCAAGCGAAGACAACUCUCGUAAUGGCCAAGUGAAGACAAGUCGUAAGACUCAGGAUUUUGUGGCGACGACGACGGUUGGGGGGUGGACGGAGUGACGACCCACGCGAGGCACGUGCGCCUGUGCUGAUGGAUAACGACAUCGCAGACACUCCCAACGCCCAACCUUGCGUGUACACACUCGUCCGUUGCUGCUGAGUGAUGUCGCUUUGCUUGCCGACCUGCAAUUUCUCCUAAAUCUCCUGACUCCUUGAUAACAACGAGGAGCGACUCCGACUCCCACCCGCGAGAGGGCCCUGCUGUCGCCCUUCUGUGCUGCUGACGGCGUGCAGAAAAAGUAAACAAGCGAAUGUCUGAAUAAACAACUUCUCUCUGCUACACCCGCGCGGCAUGGGCAUUCCCGUAAGUGGAGCUUCCGGGUAUCUGAGUGCAGGACUUGCGAUUUUGCUGUCCCUCUUCCCCAUCAGCACGACGUCGGCCACAACUCCGACAACAACCCGAGACGGCGGGAUGUGUCGCAGCAAGUCGCUGUUGCUGGAGCCUCGUGCGUUUGAGCUGCACUCGUGCGCCUGGUGUUACCAGUACGCCGCACGCUCCGACAGCAUCCGCGCGCAUCCGACGCAGCCCUACCUCUACGUCAUCAACAACCGCACGUCACUUCCGUCCGACACUGCCGUGCUGGUGCCUGACGUCACCAACGCCAGCGACGUGAAGCGGGUGUGCAGCACCGUGCCCAGCGCCAUCUGCGAGCGGUGGCAAGAGUGCUGCCAUGCGGCGCGGAGGUGCUGUCAGCGGCAGCUGCAGGCGGGUCACCGGGUCAACGGCACGUGCGCACGCACGUGGGAUGGCUGGAGCUGCUGGGACGACACGCCGGCCGGGACGGUGGAGUAUGUCACGUGCCCGACCUUCUUCCGCUACCCUGUCCUGUCCAGUUACGGCAAGAAAACGUGCUUAGAGAACGGGACUUGGUUCAGCCGCUACCUGCCAGGUGCUAACGGCUCGCAGGGUCGGUUCGUGGAGUGGACCGACUACACAACAUGCAUCGACAAAAAGCAAAUGAUGACCUCGCUGUACCUGGCCCUGGGAUGUAACGCCUGCAGCAUCGUUUUCCUCAUUCCUUCGCUUUUGAUCUUCCUUCUCUACAGAUCCCUGCGGCGUCAACAUCGCAUCCGACUUCACAUCAAUUUCUUCGGGGCCCUCUUGCUAUCUAACAUCAUGUCCAUCCUCUGGGAUGUCGUCGUAACUCACGACCGCAUCACAAGCGACGCCAACGACUCUGUGCCUGUUAUGAAUGCUAAUGGGGUGGAUUGUAAGCUCCUUGCCUUCCUGCGCCUGUAUUUCAAGAGUACGACCUAUGUGUGGAUGUUUUGUGAGGGCUUCUACCUCCACAGACUCAUCAGCAACGCGUUCAGACCUCCCAAAUCCCUCGUUUUUCUCUACGCGUCUGGCUGGGGUGUUCCUCUCGUCUGCAGUGUCCUCUAUGUCAUCUUAAGAGUGAUAUACGCCAACGACGGUUGCUGGGCCAAGAGUUUCGGGAACUUGGAGUGGAUAAUAUACACACCUAAUCUUUUGUGUCUCUUUGUCAAUCUUUUCUUCUUAUGCAAUAUCCUGAGAGUAUUGCUGACACAGCUGCAGACACAUCCAAACGAGCCCAGCAACUUCAGGCGGGCGCUCAAAGCCACCUUCGUGUUGAUCCCGUUGUUCGGCGCCCAGCUGUUCGUCACGGUGUAUCGACUGCCCGCCGGUCAGCCUGGAGGAGCCGAGUACGAACAGUUCACUGCCUUCGUCACCAACUCCCAGGGAUUUUUCGUUGCUCUCAUCUUCUGCUUCUUCAACGGAGAGGUCAUCGCGCAGAUGAAACGCACGUGCGCGAGGCUGAACAUAUUGCGUGUGGGGACCGAGACGUCACGCGCCAACACGUACGCCACCAGCGUGCACAACCGUGACGACUCGCACGAGUCGGAGAACGGCGGCAACCACCUGGGCAUGCUCCACAACCACCACGACGGCAGCGGCGGUACCAAGAGCAUCAACGGCAAGCGCUACAGCGCCAUGGAAACGGCGGACCGGAAACACUCUUACAUCCCCAUGCAGACACGCAAGGUCAAGGGCGACCACACGUCGGUGUGAAGGGCGAGGGUCAAGGACGCCGGUGGGUCACAAGUUUGAAGACAUGGGAUUUUUUGUGAAGAGAUUUGGGGCUGCGGAACCCUCUUGUGCCAGAGAUCGAUACCGGGUGAAGUUACAGAGCUUUUUUUCACGUGUCGUGGCAGUUUGUGAUGUGAGCGGGAUGCUGUAGUACCGGACAUCAGUGUUUUCCUCUCAUUGUUAAAUGGCGCCGAGUAUUUUGAAUGGCCUACAAAGGAAUGUAGAGACUGUGGUUUGUUGAGGCUUUGGUCGUACAUCAUCAGGCAGGUGAUGCUAAGUAUGAUGUCGGCUCUCCAAGGAUGUUUGAGUACAUUUUUGUCCGGUUUUCUGUGCGGAGUUCAGCAAAGUCAAGCCCACCCACGAAUUGUCAAGGAUUUUUACCGAGACCUAUAGUUUUCUACUCUUUCAUUGCCUUGCCAGUCGACAGAAAUUUAAAAAAAAAUAAAAAAAAAUAAACUGUACACGGACUUUGAUCACAAGCCAAAACGGGGACAAUGAUGUCUUUUACACAAAAGACAAUUGGGAUCAGAGAUGAGAAACUAAACGUCCACAAGAGUGUAUUUUUUCUUAAUGACUGAGAUCACCUUGGUACAAAAUAUCUAGGUGAGUGCCACACUUCACCCAACAACAACAAACACAUAUACACACACCUCUUUAUCGAGAUACCAAUCUACAAACAUAACCAUACACAGAGGUAAAAAUACUACCGGUAAUAAUGUAAUGGAUACUCUUACACUGUGAAGACUACAGCCACUGGAAGAGGUGGACCCUAACUUGUACUCGUGAACUCUCGUGAUGUCACGAGUUUAACCUCGGGUGAGCCUUUAAUUUGAGUUCAUGUUGCGUCCAAGGCGAACUGAGGACAGGUAUGACUAUUUGCUUGUUGUCACCUGAUCUUUCCGUGACAGUGUUACCGAUGCUUGUGUGGAGGUCGCAUUCCUUAGCAAAAAUCAUUUCCAGACAUAUUUUUUCACACAUUGUAGUGUAGACUUGUGCAUUGUGGAAGCGUGUGUGAAGAAAAGUUUACAUACCGAUACAUCAGACGCUUGAGUGCACUAAGGUUGGGCUGUCCUCAAACCAGUGUUUGCACCUGUGGACUGAUUAAAGGUGUGCAUACCCUCGUAGAUGAAACACUGCUUUAGUGUCUCUAGCUCAGUGUCCACCUCCCUGUUUACACGGGUUGGCCAUGUUUGUCAUGGUGUUUGUGUCCAACACAGGUAUUGUUACUUUCUUCCCAAAUGACACGUUUCCUUUCUGUCACAACUAUCAUUAACGAUAGAAAACUGAAUUUGGUGUAUUAGUAUGUGCAUGUGUAUGCUUGCAUGAGUAUGUGCAUGUAUGUAUGUGUGUGUGUGAGACUGUUAACGAUGUUACAGCCUUGUUUACCGUGAUGUGUUGAUGUAAACGGCGGUCGUUUAUACGACGAAGAAUUGUUUUAUGGUGUUAAUUGUUGUCCAAUCUUUUUGUGUUACAUAAUAUUAUUGAAAUAUGUUUGUUACUUGAUGAUAAGAGAGUUUUUUCGGUAUUAAAAAAUCCACGGUCUUCAGUGAGAUGUUCUCCCGACAACCAUGGAAUGUUUCUUCAAAUAUCUUCUUUCUUGAUUCACUUCAGUGUUCAAUUGUCAUUACAUUAUUUGUUCAAAGACUUGUCGAUAAAAAAAAGUGUGAUAAAGGAUAAACAAUGAGUUGUAUAUGUAAGUACACCGGUGGAUUUUUCUAUGGACAUUAUGUGAAAGGAAAAGAGACUAUCACGGAGGAUACGCGGCUGGUUUGCCUGUGGUCUGAAAUCUUUGGAGGUGAGCUGGACUGGCCACAACAUGUGGUUUAGUUUAUAUUUACACAGAUCAAAGCGAUGUUCUCUUCACUGCUUUGUUUUGCUCAAGCUAUGUUUUCUUUUCUUUUUGCUCUUACCCUGGAAAUGCUGGAUGCUUCCCAAGAAUCCUUCGCUGUUAGAGGAUCUCAAUAAACAGAUUGCACGAACACCU